Molecule: messenger RNA, 1131 nt
Organism: Lactuca sativa (garden lettuce)
Lineage: Eukaryota; Viridiplantae; Streptophyta; Magnoliopsida; Asterales; Asteraceae
Source: RefSeq, a predicted model, not a curated record
AUGAACCGCAAAAACUCCUGGAAGCCAGUGAUAGAAAAAAUUAACAAUAAACUCUUUGGAUGGAAAUCAAAGACUUUGAGUUUUGGGGGGAGGCUUACAUUAGCAAUUUCAGUCCUAGGGAGUCUUCCCUUUUUUUACUUAUCAAUUUUUGCAGCUCCAGUGGGGGUUAUCGAAACCAUGGAGAGAAUAAGGAGGAAUUUCAUAUGGGAAGGAUCAAAUAACACAUCAAAAAUCCGAUGGGUGGCAUGGGAAAAAAUCCUCUCUCCAAAAGAAGUGGGCGGACUAGGUCUCGGAUCCAUUAAGUCACUGAACUUGGCAUUAUUAUCAAAAUGGAGAUGGAAAUUUUUAAAGGAAAGGUGUGCAUUAUGGGCAAGGAUUAUAAAAGGUAUUCAUAAAAUUGAUAUACAGCUACCAUCUAGGAUGUCAUCCAGAUAUAUUUGUGGUGUGUGGAAAAACAUAGAUAAUUGCAAAACUGCACUGGAGAAAUUAAAUAUUGCAGGUUCUGAAGUUAUUCGGCGAGACCAAGAGGGAACAGGAUGGGAAUCGGAUUUUGAAAUGGAUGGACAGUUUAGUAUUGCAGCCUUAAGGAGGAGGAUUGACCGGGCAAACCAUCUGAUUCCCGAUGGAGUAUUUCAAUGGAAUAAUUGGAUACCCAUCAAAGUAAGUUGUUUUAUUUGGAGGGCAAGAUGGGACCGAAUCCCGACUGCUCUCGCUCUUUCUAGAUGGGGAGUUCAGGUCCAAUCUGUACAAUGCAGUGCUUGUGUAUUUGGAAUGGAGUCAGCAGAUCACCUGUUACUGGAAUGUCCUUUCGUUGCAAAAAUUUGGAACCAGAUCUGGGAAUGGUGUAGAGUCAAACCUCAACGAUGUUCUAGGGUAAAGGAGUUGUUAACUAACAUGACAAUAUUUGGGGAAUGUCUAAAACGGAAGAAAACAUUGCAUUCAAUCAUUUCUGGUGCAUUAUGGGGUAUUUGGAGAGGUAGAAAUGAGAGAGUACUUAACACAAGAUUCGCUUCCCCGGAAUUGGUGUUUGAAGGAAUUAGAUCAGUGGUUCACGUUUGGAUCAAGCAUCAUUAUGGGAAAGGAAAUUUUAUUUGGGGGGGAAUGGCUAAAAACUCCUUUUUAUUUAUGUAA